Messenger RNA from Suillus fuscotomentosus, 801 nucleotides. Its product is annotated as kinase-like domain-containing protein. Gene Ontology annotation, molecular function: protein kinase activity; ATP binding. The annotation marks the transcript as partial. The transcript has 8 exons. The record is from RefSeq and is a predicted model, not a curated record. NCBI's taxonomy places the organism in Eukaryota, Fungi, Basidiomycota, Agaricomycetes, Boletales, Suillaceae. Gene Ontology annotation, biological process: protein phosphorylation.
CUUCUAUAUAAGCUCAACUUCGGCAUGUAACGCACUAGCACCCAACUUCCUUACGAACACCGUCUCCGUCUGCAACGUAGCCAAAUAUUGGCAUGACCUGUCUUGUGCCUGAAGAGCUUCAGAUUUUUCCUCUAACCGAUGCCGCCACUGACUUCACACCUCAACUUUCUGAUCCUGAGAAGCUUGGAACUUCGUGUGGAUCUGGGUCCUUUGGUGAGGUUUUUCAGGGUAUUGUCGAGACAAGUAAUGGCAAAGUGAAGGUCGCAGUGAAGGUAUUCAAGAUUGAUCCUUCGAGAGCUACGGACAAAAUUGAAAAUGCAAUACGUCGAGAACUCAAAGUGUGGCUUAGACUGAAACACCAGACCAUCGUUCCGCUACUUGGCUUCGCAUACGUUAAUUCCUCAUCCAAGUUCCCAGCUCUCGUCUCCCAAUGGAUGCCAUCUGGAACGUUAUCCGUCUACCUCAAAGAAGCUACCACCAUUACUGCUUUUGCUAAAGUUGCAUUGGUCAAGGGUGUUGCUGCUGGCCUCGAUUAUCUCCAAUCAACGAAUGUUGUUCACGGGGACCUUCACCCCGGAAAUGUCCUCAUAGAUGCUUCGGGUAAUCCAUGCCUAACUGAUUUCGGCCUUGCAACAAUCGAAGGAGAAGCAGAUUUGCAGUUGAAUCCGACCACCGUCGCACGCAUUUUCGAUUCUCGAUGGCGGGCGCCUGAAGUCCUUGGACUGGAAUGUAAUCCUCAAAAACCGACUUUCAUGAGUGAUAUCUAUUCUUUCGGUGGUAUCAUGUUAUAUAUUGUCUCGG